ACCAUUGAACCAUGCGCGCAUUUAUUUAUUGGAUGAGUGUGACGGAGCAAUCACUAAAUUCCGAGCUUGUUUUCAGUAAUAUCGGGAAACGAUGAGUACCAUGCCUUUAUUUUAUUCAUUUUUUUACAGCAAGCAGUCACAACAGAUGGUUGUGGAAUGACGAAAGGGUGUCUACGCGACCCUGCAGGUUGCAGUGGUACAGACUGCAACUUCUUUGUAACUUACAGUUAUCAACAAGAUCAUGUAGAAUUUGAACUGUUUGGAAAAGAUUCUACUUAUGUUUCGAUUGGUUUCAAUGACAAGCAAGAAAUGGUAAAUAAAUUGUCUAUAAAUUAUUAUCUCAAAUGUGAGGCAUAACAUUUUUAAUUUCCGGAAAGUACGUCAUGAAUUUGGCUAUAGAGCAUCGCUUUUGUGCAUGUGACGUUAGUUACACAGCUAACGUCUUAAUCACGAAAACAAAUUGGCGUACAGCGUACUUUCCUGAAAGGUGUAUUGAUAUAUCUGUGCAGGGACCGCGGAGCGAUAUUAUGCUUAGGGGCUGGUGCUGAGGUGACGUAAGUUCGGUGCGAACCCACCCAGGGGGACCCGGGACAUACCUUCAGAUAAUUUUGAAAAUUACAAGCAGGGGAAGUACAUUUCCAGCUAUUUUCCACAAUAAUUUUGUAUGAAAUAGCCAUGUGAAUUGCCUGAUGAUAAAAUCAUCUCGUGUACACAUGACUGAAGAAAAGGGAAAAUUACACAAAUUAGUAUGUUAUAAGAAACGGUAUCACGCUAAACGAUCGAUACUCUGCUCUGGAAAUCGAAUAAUGAAUUUGACACAUAAGUACGCUUGCCUAUGGUACAUUUUCUACUCAAUAGUUAUGCCCUACUAUAUAGAAAAAGUAUAAGAUCUUUCCGCGCAUGGCAAGUGAGGGUGCAGCAAUGUAUUUUGUCCAAAAGGAUGAGAAAGAGAAACUUUAAGUUAGUAAGAAAAAGGUGAAAAUUAGCAAAAAUAAUUAAGUAGGCAAUCGUAUACAGAGUAUAGGUUUCAACCCUAGGGCACAAAGGCACAGCCUGUUGAUUACUAUUCAUGUUUUGUUGACCUGUAAUGUUUGAACUUAGGUAUCGUGCAGGCGGGUAUCUACAGACAAGUUUUAAUAUAGAACCUUAGUAUUCACUUUACUACUUUACUACUGUACGCGUUUCUCUCAUGAAAAUUAUUGUGAGGGAUUCAGCGCCUGCAUGCCCACCCCCCUCCCUCCUUGCGUCCGCGGUCCCUGCAAUGUUCUGUGUUGUCUUGUAUUUUUCUGUGCUGUGGUGUGUGGUAUCGAAUUUUGUUCGAUCACGUUAUGGCGUCAUACUAUGCAUGUUAUGUAUUUGUUAAAUAUUCUACUAUUCUGUUGCAGUAUUGUAUUGUAUUGUAUUGUGGUCCUUUGAAAAACUAAAUUCCUAAAGGUUACAGAACACCUUUUGAGUGUUAAUUUUGCCUACUUUUUAUUGGUUUCCAUGAAAGCAUUAGACUAGUUCUGCUAUCUGACCAAAUUUGAAAGAAAAAUGUUGAAAACUUGCAGAGUUAUUUAAUAAAAUAUAUUUCGCUGCAAUAAGAAAAACAUUGAAAAUGUAAUAUUCAAAUUCAAUUUUCUCCCAAAGAAUUUUACGACAAUUACUGAUUUUCAAACGAGUUGUUCUCCUUGAAACUGAAUUUUGGAUAUUCCAAUAAUAAGGAGUAAUUCACUCAAACGAUUCAGAAAUAUAUUGCAGUUGUCAAAGAAAUCGCCAUUUCAGCGGAAUGACGAAAUAAACAAAAAUUUCCGAACACUAUUUUUUAGAACAACUAUUUUGCUGUAUAAAAAUGAUAUUUCCGUAAAUAUAUCUCAAAACAAGCAGGAACACAACUCAAAAGCGUAAUGGUACCGCGAUUUAAGAUUUUCCUGAAUAAUUCUUACAUUAUUUUAUUGUUUGUCAAUUUUACAACUUUACCAUAUUUUGCAUGGUGAAAAUUUGAUGAGAAUUGGACUGAUUUUGAGCGCGCAGUAGCAAUUUUCCGCAAAACACCAAAAAGGCUGUCUUGUAACCUUAAUUAAAUGCAAAAAUUCUCAACUGCAGAUCAACACUGAUUCAGUCAUCUGUUACGUGAACAAUGGUGUUCUUCUAAUUAGAAGUGCGAAAUUAACAAGCAAGAGUGCUCCUAUACUCGAAGAGGUAUGUGAAACAAGAUUCCUUUAAGGCCAUUGAAUUCAGGUAAAUUACUGUCUUGUACCGUGUGUACUCAAGAGUACCGUGUGUAGAUAUGAAUGUUUAUAUAAUUGCAGGCCAACUAUUUGAACCUGACCAACAGCUCAAUGGAUCAAAAUUCAGUUCAGUGCAGGUUAAGAAGAUUUAAAAUACUCUAUGCUGUGAUUCUGCAUUAAAAAUUAAAUAAGCUUUAAAUUAAAUUUAUACCGCCACAAAAUUGAAAUACUAAUGCAAACUCUGUUUUUUCAAGGUUUACUCAUCCAUUUCGACCAACGAAUAGCAGUAAAUUACGUAACCUGGAUGACGAAUUUUACCUUAUUCAUGGCACAGGUAUAUGAUCCUGCAUCUAUAGUAACUUAGGGAGGGCAGUAAUUAUUGUAGAACACCCGAUUCGUCUACCUGAAAUAUAUAGAACGAUGAAACAAAUAUCUACCUUUCGAGCGAAGUUCAUAUGACCAAAAAGAAAACAUGAACUAGAUUCAGGACACUGUCUAUGAUUACACUGAACCACAAUGACAAUUUCAAGACUGGAUUUUGAACUUUAUCCUUAGUUACUGUGAAAGUUACUCCGUGAUACCGACAUUUUUUAUUAAACUCAAAACUUUGCUAUAUUUUUAAAUUUCUUUGAUAUUCACAAUAACCUCAUGUGGUUUAUACUUGCUAAAGGUGAUCAGGUGCAGGGCCGCCGAGAGGGGGGAAGGGGGUGGGGCAGGGAGGGCAAAUUGCCUCGGGCCCCCAGGUUCUCUGGGCCCCUAGAAAAUUUUUGUUGGGUCCCAGUCAUUUUUUUGGGUCAAAUAUUUCCGUGCAAAGUGCAAGAUAUUUGUUUUUUGGGCAAAAUACCCAAAUUUGGUAUGAAAUAUUGAGGUAAAGGCGCUGGAAAACAAUUGUAACGUACUCGUUUGGAAAAAUUUUUUCCCUAAAAAGUUGUAAUUAAAUUAUAUUUAAUUAUAUGUGUAUAUUUACAGUGUUAUCAAUAUAUAAAUUAUGUUGAUAUGUUUCUAAUCUACAUAUUCAGGUUCAGUUCAAAAUCACGUUCUUGACUAUCAUCAAGCGAAGCGUGGUGUUUCAGCUUAUCAUGUGAAUUUAACAAGAAAUGUAGAAUCCAGAUCAGCAUCAGUAAGUAGAUAUCAUAGUAGUUGUAUAUCGUACGAAUGUUGUUACGUUUUGACUUCUCCUCCCUGAAGGUGUUUUGGUGUUAGCCAGAAUUUGCUACCGUCUGCUGAAACGCACAUCCUGCCACUUAUCUCUUGUUCUUCGACAGUUUUUCUCCAGACCAUCUGAUUAAUAUCCUUUCUAUCCAAAAACUAACCCUUAUGCCUUUAUAGGCUAGUUAUCGAGCACUUGUUGGAUUGAAUACACCAAAUCGAACUUAACUAGAGGCUCAUGAACAUUUAAUAGAUAAUUCUUAUUAUCAACUAUAUUGUUAUUGUACUUGUAAUUGAAGUGUAACUGAAAAUAUUACACAUAUAGAUUUAGUGUACCCUUGUCCUUUAAAUUGCAUCAGCCAGGUUCAAGAAGGGUUCAUUAAGACGAUUAAAAUAAUCUAGAGCAUGCACGCAUGCGUUAUUAUUACCUUACUUGAUUAAUGACAAAUUUCUUGCUCCUCUCCAUGGAUUUCAGGAUACAUUCAGCCCCAACAAUCCUACCCCAGGUUCAACAUUAUCCGCUUCAAAUAACACAAAAUUCCUUCAAGUAUCAGAAGAAAGAGUUUUUAAAAUUCUCGAUAAGUUAUGUAAAGCUAAAGCUAGCGGCCCUGAUCAACUACCACAAUGGCUUCUUAAAGAAAACGCAGCAGCCCUUGCCAAACCAAUCAGUGUUAUUUUAAACCAGUCCUACCACGAUGAAAAAGUACCGCGCUCGUGGAAGUUAGCGAAUGUCUUCCCCCUCCUCAAAUCAAAACCAAUUAUGGAUGUCGGCACACAACUCCGGCCGAUCUCCUUGGUUUCCUCGCUAUCCAAAAUUGCGGAAGAGUUUGUAGUGUCAGAUUUUAUCAAACCCUCUGUAAUUAAAUCUAUUGAUUCUAACCAAUUUGGCGUUGUCCCAAAAUCGUCGACCAGUAUCGCUUUAAUCAACAUGAUACACACGUGGGUUAAAGAAACAGAUGGAAAUGGGGCUAUGGUUCGGGUGUUAUUAUUUGAUUAUCGUAAGGCCUUCGAUAUGAUUGAUCACUCUAUUCUUGUACGGAAAUUACAAAAUUUAGAUCUACCCUCCAGCAUCAUAAACUGGAUCGCUGACUUUUUAUCCAACCGUUACCAAAGAGUCAAGUUAAGCGAAGAUUGCUUUUCACAAUGGGGAUCAGUACCAUCAGGAGUACCACAAGGUACCAAACUUGGUCCGUGGCUAUUUGCGGUCAUGAUCAAUGACUUAGUCCUACACGAUCAUCCGUUGUGGACAUUUGUUGACGACACAACAGCAAGCGAAGUCGUAUCAAAAGGAAUAGAAAGUAAUGCUCAGUCAAUAGUAGAUCAAAUUGGAGGUUGGUCAACUGCAAAUCACUUACAACUCAAUGCUAAGAAGUGCAAAGAGCUCAUGCAGAAUAGAUUUUUCGAAGAGUACAAGAGAGUUGUCUCUAUUAACUAGUAAUAACGAAGUAUUAGAAAUCUUACCAAGCGUUAAGUUGUUGGGCCUCACAAUAAACAAUAACUUGAAAUGGAACAACCAUGUAACUGAAAUUAUUAAGAAAGCUGCACGCCGAAUCUAUUUUUUAAUCCAGCUAAAGAGAGCUAAUGUUCCUUCUGUAGACCUUGCUCUAUUUUAUAAAUCAUGCAUAAGAUCUGUUGUGGAUUAUGCAGCGGCUGUGUUCCACUAUUCCUUACCACAAUAUCUCUUAGUCGAAUUGGAACGUAUACAGAAAAGAGCACUAUCAAUUAUUUUCCCCUAUUAUCCAUAUAAAGACGCAUGUAAAAUUCUUAACUUGGAUGAUCUUGGAACCCAUCACGACAAAUUGUGUUCUAACCUGUUUGAAAACAUUCUCAAAGAUCCGUAUCAUAAACUUUACGAUCUUUUGCCAGAACGUUGCGAAAAUACUAAAUAUAACUUACGCCAUCCUAGGAUGUUUGAUUUGCCGAAAUAUCGAACUAAUAGGUUCCAAGACACUUUUAUCGUACAGAGUUGCAUUAGGAAGAACGCAGAAAAACUUUUAGAUGAUACUGACAGUUGUUUUUAAAUUUAGUAAUAUUGAUAACAAUAUAACAUUUUUGUAAAUAACUUUUUAAUUACGCAAUUCAGCUUUUUAGCUGCUAUGGAAUUUUUUAAUCAAUCAAUCAAUCAAUCAAACAAUCAAUCAAUCAAUCAAUCAAUCAAUCAAUCAAUUUGGUUUACUCGUUUUGCCUUUUUUGUGCACUAGGGGUUUUCGGGUAUCAGGCGAGUUUUAUAAGCAUGGCGGACGAUAUAAGGACGACGAGACUAGGUGUGCACUUCAGUGCAGGCUAAAAUACAGCUAAACAGGAAACCCCUCGAUCCAUGGUAGUUUUUGGGUGAUUUUAUUCCAAAAUUUGAAGGAGCUAUUUUCAUACUCGCAACACCUUCUUUGUUCUCAGUGGGAAAGCUUUCGAAUUGGAAAGCGUUAAACAGGAGUUAACAAAGAAAAGAAAAGGAAACAAAGGUUUGUUUCGCUAGGUAGCACUAUCAACAGUUUAUCUUGCUAACAAUUUUCUAUUUUCUGCAGGAUGCACUUGCAGCAGAUGGUUGUGGUAAGACAGUUGGAUGUUUACGUUAUCCAAUAGGAUGUAGUGGGACAGAUUGUAGCUACAUGGCAACGUACCGUUACCAAGGUGGUCAUGUAAACUUCGAAAUGUUUGGAAAGCAGGCUGAUUGGGUGGCAAUUGGUUUUAGUGACAACGACGAAAUGGUAUGAUGCCCUAUUUCUUCAUAGCUUUAAGUCUGACUAGGAAUCUUUCUGUGAAUUUCUAACAUGUGUGGUGACUCUAUUUCCUUUGUUCCAACAACAGGAAGCAGUAUUCUUUAUUUCAUUAAUAUUAACGAUAUUUAUGAAAAAUUAGCAAGGUUGUUUUCAUUGUUGUUUCUUGUUUACUAGUGGAUUCAAUAAUGUAGCAACAGUGUUUUUUAUGGAACAAAGUGAAACAACAAUUAUUGAACAUAUAGAAUUGUUCCUUUUCACAAAUGGGUUCAAUACACUGGUAUUUAAGAUCAUGUAAUGGUUCAAUACUGAUGAUGGUUAAGCAGAGCUGUAUACGUAUAAUAAUAGUUUUACAUUCAUGCUUGGAAACAAAAUUGAUAAUACAUUCUUGAUAGUCUAUAACGGGUGUUUCAAGUUGUCCUUUCGUAUUUUAGCCUGACACAGACGCCGUUGUGUGCCAAAGGGUUAGCCAAUCUAGCACUGUUGUUAUAAGAAGCUCAAGAAUUGCGGCGGAAUCUCGUCCUCCUCUUGAAGUAGUAAGUGAUAAUUAGUGAUUAUAGAGGGAGAGAUACUGAUACACACUUUCAUAUACAGAUAUCUCCUUUAAUGAUACAUAAAUAUGUUUUAUGUUAAGGCAAACGAUCUUGUUCUUACUGGCAAAUCAUUUUUCAGCAAUAAUAUUCAGUGCAGGUAUGAAUUAUUGUAUUCGGUUUUCUCUCAGGAUUUUCCCAUGGGAUUUUAAGCCGAUUUUCCACUUCGCCCGUAUCGUAGCGAAACGUACUGGUGAGCAUGCGCAGAUUGAAAGGAGGUUUAUAAAACCACGUACUUCCGGUUGUAUUCGCGUAUAAAAAUAUUGUAUUCGCAAAAUAAAAAGUUCGUCGCAAGUCAACUUUUUGGCGUACUACGGAAGUACUAACCAAUCAACAUUCACGAAAUUUUGAAAUUUAAAAACGUUUUUGAUACGUUACGGUACGGUACGGGCGAAGUGGAAAACGGCCUUAACGCCUCAUAUACGUAUCCUUUUGUUUGAAGUACAAGCCACUUUUUUAUCUCUUUUGAGAUCAUAUGAUACUGUGUGAUUUGUGUGCAUGCCAGGCUGUACGCAGCAGGGACAACGCGCCUCCCCCCGGGAAAAUUUAAUUUUCUAAUUGUAUAAUGUUGUUAUAAAGUAUUGAGUCAGAUGGCAUUUAUAUUCUUGUGAAACAGAAUGUAUGAUUCCGUAUGGGACAGCCAUAAGCGUGCAUCUAACUGAUAUGGCUUUAAAAGCAUUGACAUUUGGGUACUUAUUUCAGUAGUAGGUAUUACGAAAGUCACCAAACUGUGGAAUCGCAUCAAAAAUUCGUAUAUCGACCACUCCCACAAACGUCUACGACCGCGCCUACAUAAUUUUGCAUGUUUACAAUUCUGAUUUUAAACAGCCAAUCAGGUUCUUGGUAACAAUUGCAAUUAAACGUCGAUUGGCUGUUUAAAAUUAGAAUUGUAAACAUACAAAAAUAUGUAGGCGCGGUCGUAGACGUUUGUGGGAGUGGUGAUAUACGAAUUUUUGAUGCGAUUCCACAGUUCGGUGACUUUCGUAAUACUACCAUAUACGUUCAAGCAUGAUGCGUGAAAUAUUUCACGCGUUUGUUCACGUUUUAAACGUAACGUUUCCUAAUUAAUUCUGUUACUUUGACCAAUGAAAUUAACACGUUUGAAGCAUGAAAUGUAGCCUAACUGAAAUAUUUUGUUACUUAUUUCGGCGCGUUUACUGGCUUUAUUAUAAAGAUUUACCAGAUAAUAAUGUGACUUAUCCCAAACUUGUUAACUUUAAACGUUUCCAUUUUUAUUUGCAAACGUACAAAACAUUGUAAUUAAAGCCAGUAAACGCACCAGAAUAAGUAACAAAACGUUUCAGUUGACGUGGCGAAUUUUUACAUUCCAUGCUUCAAACGUGUUAAUUUCAUUGGUCAAAGUAACAUAAUUAUUUAGUAAACGUUACGUUUGAAACGUUAAAGGUGAUCUACAGUCCGUAUGUAAACAAAGCCUUUGUUUACAUUUUUUCUGUCCAAAAUAUUGAGCUUUAUUCGACAACUAUUUAUAUUUUCAAGCUUCUAGAGUAUAAUAAAUGAUCAAGAAACAACAAUCAGGCUUUUCAAGAACUCAAAACAAACAGUUAAACUGUUUGCAUCAUAAAAAGUGGGCUCAUUUGUGCACAUGCGCAGAUCGGACUGUAGAUCACCUUUAACAAACGCGUGAAAUGGUUUACGCAUCAUGCUUGAACGUAAAUGGUAGUUUUACUGCCCCCCUGGUGGAAAAAAUCUUGCGUAUGGCCCUAAUGCAUGCACAGUUAGUGAUGAAAGUUUUCUUUUCUCCUAAUAAAUACGUAUAGUUGCAAUACGUAUAGUUGCAUUAAAUACGUAUAGUUGCAAUAAAUACGUAUAGUUACUGUCGGAUGUUAUAUCAAAGGAUACUGUUUUGUGUAGAGCUGGGCAUUUGUAUAAUUUUGAAAAAGUCUGAACAUACACACAGUAUAUAAUGAAAAAUAGAAAAGUCUGACCAAAAUGUAUUUAUAUACAAGCUAUUUAUAUAAGUCGGCUGAGAGGAAAUGAUCAUUAAUUUCUACCAGAACCAGAUUGACUUGGUUAACUGAGAUGAAUUGUCCCAAUUUAUUAGUAGCACUGACAGUUAUAAUUUGCAGCUCCAGCUUUGCAGUUUCUCUAAGUACUAGUUAAAAUAUUUGCAGCUGCCCAUAAAGAUCAGUUGCGAAUAUUUUAACGUACUUGUAAAAUGAAUUUAUUUGUUUACUUUAUUAGUAUUCACUGCCCAUGCGGACAAUCUCACGCUUCAUUAGCAUGCUAUUAAAAAUUGAAUUAGUAUUGUUAACUUUCAUAAACAUCCAUGCUUCUCAAUUAGUAUUGUUAACUUUCAUAAACAUCCCUCUAACACGACUUUCUGAUCUUUAAUGCGGUUUACAAGUGUGCAGAUGUGACCUAAAUACCGCGUCGUGAUUUGUUUGUGGCCUUAUUAAUUAUUCAUGAUUUUACAAAAUAUGUUAAUGAAUUAGAUAUUUUUGGUAAAUCUUAACCUUGCAGGUUCACACAUCCAUACAUCCCAGAAGCUGGAAGUAAAUUAAGCAACCUUAGUCAAGAUGCUUUCUUGCUUUAUGCCAAAGGUAAGUGCACAUUAAAACUGAGUUCUAAUUUUGUGUUUUAUGUGCCUUAAUUCGCCAUAUGGCAUACAGAAAGCUGGCCUCGACUGCAUGCAUCUCUAUAUUGGGUUACAGCCUGCGAGAAAUAAGUUGAUAGCUAAAACAUAGACUUUUUACUAACAGGUGCAUUAACUGGUGGUGACAUUGAUUACCACACUAAAGAAAAAUCACAUCGCGGUGCUUCGCCACAACGUGUUGAUCUCAAAAUAGCGACCGAUAUUGGCAACGUAGGGGUGAGUAUAUACGUAAUACGGUACCGAGGGUAUUGAAACAACUGUGACAAAGUUUGCUCUGAAGAAAUAAGAUACCCCAUCCAUUCGUUUUUGUGAUUCUGAACAUUCAGAAACACUACUGGAUGGAAGUUAGUUCGAAGGGAAAUUGCGGUGAAAGAAAAUGCAAAAAAGUUCAUGUUCUAAUUAACAUUAUUGUACCACUCUAUCUUGUAUAUACUAUGAAAUACUCGCAUCUUGACUCGCAACUUUAUCUUUAAAAAUUACCUUUCAAGAAUUGUGAAAAUCGUCCCGUCCGAAUAAAAAUCGAUAUGAUAUUCAACAAACAAAGAAACAAACCAUACAUUUAAUCCGAUCAAACAUUCGAUCAGUUCAUCGAUUCAGUAUUUCAAUUGAAAUUUACGUUCAUUGUGAUAAACGAACGAACCAACCAUGCGCGCAUUUGUUUACUGCAAGAGGGUAAUGGGGCAAUCACUGAAUUCCGAGAUUGCUUUCAGCAGUAUAGGAUCGGGAAACCAUGAGUACCAUGUCUUUAUUUUAUUCAUCUUUUUUACAGCAAGCAGUCACAACAGAUGGUUGUGGAAUGACGAAAGGGUGUCUACGCGACCCUGCAGGUUGCAGUGGCACAGACUGCAACUUCUUUGUAACUUACAGUUAUCAACAAGAUCAUGUAGAAUUUGAACUGUUUGGAAAAGAUUCUACUUAUGUUUCGAUUGGUUUCAAUGACAAGCAAGAAAUGGUAAAUAAAUUGUCUAUAAAUUAUUAUCUCAAAUGUAAGGCAAACUUUUUAACAUUUAUCAG
Messenger RNA from Paramuricea clavata, 10291 nucleotides. The record is from the annotation of a GenBank genome assembly. Lineage: Eukaryota; Metazoa; Cnidaria; Anthozoa; Malacalcyonacea; Plexauridae.